Microtus oregoni (creeping vole) is the source of this 3581-nucleotide messenger RNA. RefSeq names its product dual specificity protein phosphatase 18-like. Lineage: Eukaryota; Metazoa; Chordata; Mammalia; Rodentia; Cricetidae. Gene Ontology annotation, molecular function: MAP kinase tyrosine/serine/threonine phosphatase activity. The coding region runs from base 489 to 1055 and encodes 188 amino acids. The transcript has 2 exons. The record is from RefSeq and is a predicted model, not a curated record. Gene Ontology annotation, biological process: protein dephosphorylation.
GCAAGGGGCGGAGCCUGCAGGCUGCAGCCCUCCAAAUCUUUGUGACUCUCGGUAGGGUGUUGCCUAGGAGACGCGUGAGGGGGCGGGGCCUGAAGGCGGCCGCCCUGAGGUCGGUCCUUCCGGCUGUCUGAGACGCGCUGCCAGGCGCGUUUCCGUGGAGACGGGCCGGUAUGCUGUGCUGCAGCCUUCCCGGCUUCUCCGAGAGGUCUGAUGAUUGCGCGAGUGCUACGACGCUACGUCCGGGUGCAGAGCAGGCCGCGGCUUCCCUCUAGGCCCAGAACUGCCCUUUGUUGCGCGAGGAGAAGCCGUUGCUACCGAGAUCCAGGAUCAUGACGGACCCUCUCGGAGACCAUCGCCCGCGGCUCUGCCCUGCGGUCGCUUCCUGAAAGACUCCCGCGGCCCUGCGGCUGAGAGUGUUCAGUGGACACAGCUUGGCAGAAAGAUGGACAUGUAACCCAGCACCGGCUGUUGGCCUGUCUGUCACCUUGAUGACUUCUCCUUUGGGUGCCUUCGCAGUCCAGUUCCCUCAGCCUUCAAUCAGUGGCCUCUCACAGAUCACCAAGAGCCUGUUCAUCAGCAAUGGUGUGGCUGCCAACAACAAGCUCCUGCUGUCCAGCAAUCAGAUCACCACGGUCAUCAACGUCUCAGUAGAGGUAGCCAACACCUUCUACGAGGAUAUCCAGUACGUGCAGGUGCCUGUGAUCGAUGCGCCCAUUGCGCGUCUCUGCGAUUUCUUCGACCCCAUCGCUGACCAUAUCCAUUCCGUGGAGAUGAAGCAGGGCCGCACCCUGCUGCACUGUGCUGCUGGUGUGAGCCGCUCCGCUGCCCUGUGCCUCGCCUACCUCAUGAAAUACCACGCCAUGACCCUUCUAGAUGCCCACACGUGGACCAAAUCAUGCCGGCCCAUCAUUCGACCCAACAGUGGCUUUUGGGAGCAGCUCAUCCGUUAUGAGUUCCAGCUGUUCGGCAAGAAUACAAUGCACAUGAUUAACUCCCCGAUGGGACUGAUCCCAGACAUCUACGAGAAGGAGAUCCGUUUUAUGAUUCCACUGUAAGCCAACCCAACCAGCUCCUAUAUCAGGGUCAGCAGUACAGAUCUGUCAUUAAUAGUAUACCAAGGUCUAAACUUGAACACUCUACUUGUGUUGCUGCAGGAGCACACCAGAUGGUGCUUUUCAUAAGGGCAAGAAUAGAGCAUUGCCAUAACUUUUCACCUCCUAAUCCACAGGUUUGGGGGGUACAUGCCUUAGAUGGCUGAAGCAGAAAUAUUGCAAGGUGAGUUUGAGGCCAGCCAGGGCAACAUAGUGAGACCCUGUCUCAAAAAACAAACAAACAACUCAACAAUUACUGCCCUGUAGUAUGUGUCUUUAGAUAUUAAAUUCUUUGGUUAGAGCAUGGUGAGGGUAACUCUUCUGUGAGUGGUAGGUCACAGCUACUGUCUGGAGGAUGGGGGAGGCAAGUGGUGGCCAUGCCAAAGAGACCAGUGCACAGUGCAUAUGGCAGCCUUGGGAUCCUGCAGCUCUCCCCUAGAUGACCAACCUAGAGAUGACUCUGCCAAAAUCCCACCUCGUUCAUUCCUUAAGCAUCCUGGUGCUCUCCAGAGUCUCACAGUAAGUGCCAACCUAAUAGACAUGGGGCCUCCCCUCCACCUUCACCACAGUGGCCCAACUCUGGUCUUCCAGGCCAGACUUGCACAGGGCGUGGAUCACAGCGCUGCUCCGAUCAGCAGCACUCAUCCGGAAGGCCGUCCUGUCUACACACAGCCCUUUGUUUAUGUGUCUCAGAAGCCUCUGUGAGAGAGAAGAAAUAGCUUAAUCUUUGCUAAGCCUCAUCUGAGAAGUUUGCCAGAGCUCCCACUGUGCAGCCUACGAUGCACGCCCAGCUUUCUCCAAAAGGCCUUAUGCAGAAUUGCAGACCGUGAGAUCCAGUGUCCCAGGCUGCCUGACUGUUCAGGAGUUAUGGGGACAGAGGUCAGGACAAGGGAGUUGACUCCAGGAGGCCCUGAAAUUCAGGGUUGCUCAGAAUUCCUUAGUGUCAGGACCCAACUCAAGAAGGUUGUGUUUGGUUUAAGAGGUGAUCCCAGCGGGGCAGUGGUGGUGCAAGCCUUUAAUCCUAGCACUCAGGAAAGCAAGUGGAUCUCUGUGAGUUUGAGGCCAGCCUGGUUUACAAGAACUAGUUCCAGGACAGCUAGGACUGUUACACAGAGAAACCCUGUCUCAAAAAAAAAAAAAAUCUAAAUAAUAAUAAUUAAAAAAAAAAAAAGGAGUUCCAUGUAGCCCAGGCCAUGUAGCCUUGAGCUCCUUAUCUCUUGCUUGUACUUAAGGAAUGCUGGGGCCAUUGGUGUGUGCCACCAUGCCCUGCAAAGACCAGUGCUCCACUUAACUUUUGUGGUAUAACACCAAAAGCAGCUUCGGGGAGGAAAGGGUUUCUUUGACUUACAGGUCCACACAGUCCAUCAUGAAGAGACGUCAGGACAGGAACUCAAGGCAGGAACUGAAGCAGAAGCAAGGAGGAAUGCUGUUUAUUGGCUUGCUCCUUCCCCAUGGCUUGCUCAGCCCAGUUUGUUAUACAGUGCAGGACCACCUGCCCGGGCUGGCACAGCCGAGAGCAGGCUACACCCUCUCCCGAAUUAUUCUUGCAUUAUUAGUCCAGAAGCCCCACAGACAUGCUCACCUAGUGGAGGGACCCUUUCCUAGGUGACUCUAGUUUAUGUCACGUUGGCAAACACUGACCAGUUGGUCUGAUCUAGAGCUUUCAGAUCAUUUAUGAGCAGACAACAGCACGGCUGCCCUGUUGGGUGGCUUGAUGCGGUGCUGUGCAUCUCGAGUGCUGUAGAAACUGCAGGCCUUCCCCCUGUAUGAGUCUCGGGAGGCGCAGAACCGGCAGGGUGAAAAGAAAAGAAUUUAACUUAGCAUAUGGGACGCUCAGCAGUGGAAGUAGUUCCACAGCGUCUGUCUCUUAUGGGAGAGGCCACAGUCCAUGAGUCUGGGACAUCAGCAGUCCCAGCCUGGCCCCAAAACCUGGGGUGCUCCCAGAGAGCCUGGAAAUGCUGGUUCUGAUGUCAGCGGCAUGUGGGAAGGCCGAGAGCAGGGUGAAUGAUCUUCCUGCCACCAUGCCCUUUUUAUCUGAGCUGCUUCUAGAAGUGCUGCCCACUCUUGGGUGGGUCUUUCCACAUCCAUUAUAGGCAACCAAGCAAUGCUCCAGGUGUGGCUCCCUAUAGGUGAUUUUGAUUUAUGGCGAACUGACAUUUAAACCAACCACCAUACUCCCCAACCUACCUGUGCCCUGUUUUCAGAAAGGGACUGCCCAGGAGUUUGGUAUGAGGUGGUCGAAGUGGGAGGAGGCAAGCCACUGCUCUAGGACUAAUCUCACCCUUCAGCAGAAGCAAACCCCCCACCAAACACACACACAGCAGGCAGGUGUGGCCAAGCCCCCGCCCUGCAACUCUCCUGGCAGAAACACAGAUAGAAAUUUUCUUUUAAAAGAACUUUAUUUAAAUCUUUUAGUCAUAGGGGGCUGGAGAGAUGGCUCAGUGGUUAAGAGCAUUGCCUGCUCUUCCAGAGGUCCUGAGUUCAAUUCCC